GUCCAUAGCGAGGUUGCUAAAGUAGGCAGUGAGCCCGGGGUUGUUGAUUAGCCCAGGCGAUCCUGUGAUGUCCUGUACUCUGCCAUUAUGCCUUGGUCGAUGCCUGGGCUAUGAUCCAUUCACUAAAAGUAGAGUGUGCGUUCAGAGUUACUGUUAGAGACAGGUUUUUAUAUUACAGUAACACCCAUCACGAAAUUAAACCUUCACCAUCUACCAUGCGAAUUCCGACGCCGUUUUGUCGUCUGGUCUCCAUGUUGUGCAUGACCUUCACCCUGACCGGACUCUCUCAGACCCUUGACGUCACCGGAAACUCAGUUGAUGGCCCCAACUAUGGCCUGCUCAUGGACGCUGGAAGUACCAGCACCAAGCUUAAAGUGUACAGAUGGUCCAAGGCUGAAUCCCACAAGCACACGCCUACCGUACAUCUCGUGGUAAGUAAGAGGUUCAAACCGGGACUCAGCGAGUUCAAGGGCACGGAAGAGGAGCUGAAGACCUACUUGACCAAUAUACUGGACCAGGCCAAAGCAUCGGUGCCCGAGGACAAACAAAAGGACUCGCCUAUUUACCUCUACGCCACUGCGGGUAUGAGGUACUUCAGCGCCGAGAGUGCCACACACCUGAUGUCCAUGGUCCGCUCCCUCCUGCUGAACACGUCCAUCAGCCCCUUCCAGUUCUCCCUCAAUAACGCUCAGAUCAUCUCCGGGGAGGAGGAGGGGGUCUACGCCUGGAUCGCCGUCAACUAUCUCAACGGUUUCUUUGAGCACAAGAAUCUCCCCACCAAGUCUGCAGGAGUCCUAGAGAUGGGCGGGGGCUCCACGCAGAUCGCCUUUGUACCUACUGGACCUCUCUACUCGGAAGAGUUUCAAGUGAGGGUGGCUGGGGUGAGGUACCAGCUGUACGUCCAGAGCUAUUUCAACUUUGGCUCAAACGGCAUCAGUGACCAGGUGAUAGAACGCUUGGCCACGGCCCAGCCAAGGGCCAGUAAGAUCUGGAACCCGUGUAUGUUGACUGGUGAGCUCUGUGUACCAGCCAGCUAUACCAAGCACAACUUUCUACGCCUCAGGGGCCUUCACAUUCACGCCAAAGACUUUGGGCGUCCUGGGGGAGGACUCGGUGUUGGACAUUGACAAACUACAGAGGGCGGCGGAGCAGCACUGUAGACGGGAUCUGGAUACAGCUGUGGCACAGGGUGUAAACAAAGCCUACGCUUCAAGCGACUGUCUGAUCGGCUUGUACACGCCCACCCUGCUCACUCUUUCCUACGGGUUCCCGCGAGACGCCAACAACAUCCGGGUCGUCUCCAAAAUACGCGGGGAGCGAAUAG
Molecule: messenger RNA, 1324 nt
Organism: Aplysia californica (California sea hare)
Lineage: Eukaryota; Metazoa; Mollusca; Gastropoda; Aplysiida; Aplysiidae
Product: nucleoside-diphosphatase mig-23
Biological process (GO): nucleoside diphosphate catabolic process
Cellular component (GO): membrane
Molecular function (GO): GDP phosphatase activity; UDP phosphatase activity
Source: RefSeq, a predicted model, not a curated record